CGUCGGCCCAUUAUGGCGGUUGAAUUGCACAAAACCGGCGUGGAAAAAUUAAAUGAAGCAAUGAAGGUGACGUGGUGGAAGCUGGAUCAUUCAGUUUCAACUGUAUUUUGUACCUACCACCAGUUUUCUCUCUAUUACUACUCCUCCCAAUUCAUCCUCCCUGUAAAAUUUAAAGCAGCAACGGCGGCAGCAGCAGCUACUGCCAAUUUACCACGUCGACAUGUCGGCAUCUCAUCGCCCAGCAACCACAAACCACAUCGCCGUUUUGGCAUUCCCUUUCGGAACUCACGCCUUGCCCCUUCUGGGUCUUGUCCGGAAGCUCUCCGAGGCAGCUCCACACGUGCGAUUUUCGUUUCUCAGCACUGCCAAAUCCAACGCUUCAACCUUCUCGGCCUGGGGAUCAAAUGAGGACGACAGGAUAAAGCGGAUUGACAUUGGCGACGGGUUGCCGGAAGGUUACGUGUUGGGGGAAAAGCAAGGGGACCUGAUGGAGCACUUCUUGGAAGGGGUUGCGGAGAGGUUUAAGAACGGAGUGGAGGCUGCGGCGAAGGAGAUGGGAGAGGGAAUCGGGUGUUUGAUUAGCGAUGCGUUCUACUGGUUUGUGGGAGAAAUGGCAGAAGAAAUGAAAGUGCCGUGGGUCGCGCUUUGGACGUCGGGGCCUCGGCCUCUGCUCGCGCAUCUCGACACGGAUGUCAUCAGAGAGCACAUCAAAUCUUCUGGAUCCAGAGAGAAACCCCUGGACUUCUUGCCGGGAUUCUCAGAAAUCCGGGUAGACGAUUUACCCGAAGAAGUCAUAACUGCGAGCCUAGACUCACCCUUCCCAAAAUUCCUAUAUAAAAUGGGCCAUCACCUUCCACGAGCCACCUCUGUUCUCAUAAACUGUUUCGAAGAAAUAGAUAAGGACAUACAAAGCCUACUAAACUCAAGACUCCCCAAUUACCUCAACAUUGGUCCACUCAGCAUGCUCGUACUAAUGCAGCAGCCUCCCUCCGACGACCAUGGUUGCUUACCCUGGCUCGAUAACCACCCACCAAACUCUGUAGUGUACAUAAGCUUCGGGGGGUUUCUAUGUCCGCCGCCGCAUGAACUAGCAGCGCUGGCAGAUGCCCUGCUGGAAAGUGGGAUUCCAUUCCUCUGGUCGUUUAGGGGCAAUGCAGAGGAAAGUUUGCCAAAGGGGCUUCGCGAAACGGGUAGUGGUAAAAUUGUUCCAUGGGCCCCUCAGGUGCAGGUAUUAAUGCAUUCUUCGGUUGGGGCGUUUGUGACUCAUGGCGGUUGGAAUUCGGUGUUGGAAAGCGUUGGAGGAGGCGUGCCGAUGAUUGGGCGGCCGUAUUUUGGGGACCAGAGGUUGAACGUGAAGACGGCGGAAAAUGUAUGGGGAAUUGGGGUGGCUCUAGAGGGAGGCGCGAUGACAAAAAGUGGGGUUUUGAAGGCGUUGGGACAAGUUUUGGGUAGCGAAGAGGGGAAAUUGAUGAGGGAGAAAGUUGGGAUUCUGCAGGCUUUGACUCAUAAAGCUGCUGAAUCCACCGGAGCUUCUUCUCGAAAUUUCAGCCGUUUCGUGGAGAUCGUAACCAAGUCUUAGGAGCAAAUAAUUCUAAUGAAUAAUUAGUUUGGUAGAAAUUAAUUUCAAUUUCCAAUUGUACGCUUCGUUUCCCACACACCAUAGUAAAUUUAAAAUCUGUCCGUGACUUCAUUUUGGUGUCUAUAUAUAUAUGUGGAGGAUCAUCCUGUUUGUUUGCAUCGGCAAGCCAAGUUGUAGCAGAGAAACGGCGAGAGAACGGUGAAAUUUUCGGUUUCUCAAACAUUAUCGAAUAUGGUAUUGGAUGGUCGGGCAAUCGCAACGGGGGCAGCCACUGUGACGAUGGCUGUGCUAGCUCCGUCUUCGGUUGUCUCUACGGUGUUGCUUAUUGCUAAUGUUGUGAACUCCAUAUCUUCUGUGUUGAGUAUUUUUGGACUUUGAUGAUCAAAUCUGUUGCGUCUGUUCCUUUCCUAUUUCUAUAAAUCUUAUUAGAAUUUUAUGUCUUUCUACUUGAACGCUUUGAAUUUCACUUCCACAUGUUAUUAGAUGAUGAUUUUGUAAUG
Messenger RNA from Cucurbita pepo subsp. pepo (vegetable marrow), 2079 nucleotides. Its product is annotated as flavonoid 3-O-glucosyltransferase. Gene Ontology annotation, molecular function: quercetin 7-O-glucosyltransferase activity; quercetin 3-O-glucosyltransferase activity. NCBI's taxonomy places the organism in Eukaryota, Viridiplantae, Streptophyta, Magnoliopsida, Cucurbitales, Cucurbitaceae. The record is from RefSeq and is a predicted model, not a curated record.